CCCCGGUGCUCCCCCCCCUCCCCGUUACAGCAGCCGCCACCCCUCCUGCGCCUCUUGAUCCCCGCUCCAUCCCGCCCGUCGUCCCCGCAGCCCGUCCCGGGAGCGCCGCUGCCCCUCCGCCCGCUCCGGGACAGGGCGCGGGGCCGGGCGCCGCCGCUGCUGCUGCUACCGCCGCCGUUACCGCCGCCGCCGCCGGUCGGGCGAUGCCGAAGCCGCCGUUACUGCUGCGGGGGAGCCGCCCCGGGGACAGCGAGCUGGGGCGGCAGUUCCGGGACUGGUGCCUGCGCACCUACGGGGACUCGGCCAAAACCAAGACGGUGACCCGGAGCAAGUACCAGCGCAUCGCCGAGGUGCUGCAGGGGGGAACCGGCUCCGGCGGCGGCUCCGGCGGGGGGGAGAAAGGCAAGUUCCAGUUCUGGGUCCGGUCCAAGGGCUUCCGCCUGGGAAACGGCACCAGGGAGGCGACGAAGAUGGGUCAAGUGGUGGUAUAUGUGCCGGUGAAAACGGGAACGGGGGCAGAUGGACUGUCGGAGCCCGAGGGCAUCUCUCUGAAACGCGUGGCUGUGGUGGAAGAUUUCUUUGACAUCAUCUACUCCAUGCAUGUGGAAAGCUCGUCGGAGCCGGGCAAAGCACCCAAACAUGCCGGGCAGAAGAAAACCUACCGAGCGAUUGCAGAGACCUAUGCUUUCCUCCCGAGAGAGGCUGUGACCAGGUUCCUGAUGAGUUGCACUGAGUGCCAGAAGAGGAUGCAUUUCAACUCCAACGGCCUGGAGCCCAAAGAGAGUGAGCCACCUUCCUCCUUGGUUUCUGGGAUCAUUGACUACAACAUGCCCCUCACCUCGACUUACCUGAAGCAGAUGAAGCUGCGGGUGAUGAAUUCACAGGAGCAGGAUGAGACGUCGGUGAGCAGCGAGGACUUUGAUAUGAACGACUCCACAUGGAUCUCAGCUGACCAGCACCUGAACUCCAGCCUGAGCCCCAGCCAGGACGAGAGCAUGCGCAGCCCGCAGAACCUGCACGGCCACGAGGACGAUGACUCCUCGUCAGAGAGCUGCAGCGGGAAUGGCUCCUCCACCCUGAACCCCUCCACCUCCAGCAGCACGCAGGGCGACAGCGCCUUCCCCGAAAUGAACGGCAAUGGCACCGCAGCGCCCAUGGACUUCACCGCCGCCGCUGACGACCAGCCCAUCAACCUCUGCGACAAGCUCAUGCCUGCCCACAUCACCCCCUCCUACCAGUCUGACAGCUGCAGUGCCGACGGGCUGCGCAGCAGGGUCAAGUACGGGGUGAAAACCACGGCAGAGUCCCCCCCGUACAGCUCUGGAAGCUAUGACUCCAUCAAGACAGAGGUGAGCGGCUGCCCCGAGGACCUGACUGUGGGCAGGGCCCCCACAGCUGAUGAAGAUGAUGAUGACCAUGACGACCAUGAAGACAAUGAUAAGAUCAAUGACUCGGAGGGGAUGGACCCAGAGAGGCUAAAGGCCUUCAAUAUGUUCGUGCGCCUUUUUGUGGACGAGAACCUGGACCGGAUGGUUCCCAUCUCCAAGCAGCCCAAGGAGAAGAUCCAGGCCAUCAUUGAGUCCUGCAGCCGGCAGUUCCCCGAGUUCCAGGAGCGGGCACGCAAGCGCAUCCGCACCUACCUCAAGUCCUGCCGCCGCAUGAAGAAGAAUGGGAUGGAGAUGACCAGGCCCACGCCGCCUCACCUGACCUCAGCCAUGGCAGAGAACAUCCUGGCCGCUGCCUGCGAGAGCGAAACGCGGAAAGCAGCCAAGAGGAUGCGGCUGGAGAUCUACCAGACCUCCCAGGAUGAACCGAUCGCUCUAGACAAGCAGCACUCCAGAGACUCCACAGCCAUCACCCACUCCUCCUACUCACUGCCAGCUUCAUCUUACUCCCAAGACCCGGUCUACAUCAAUGGAAGCCUGAACUACAGCUACCGUGGCUACGGGUCCCUGGGGGGCAGCUUGCAGCCCCCCGCAUCCCUCCAGACGGGCAACCACAGUAAUGGUCCGACCGAUCUCAGCAUGAAAGGUGGGGCCUCCAGCACGGCCCCCUCCAACAGCACCAGCCGGGGCAUGCAGGCGGCGCAGCUGAGCCCCACGGAGAUCAGCGCCGUGCGGCAGCUCAUCGCCGGCUACCGGGAGUCAGCGGCGUUCCUGCUCCGCUCUGCAGAUGAACUGGAAAACCUCAUUUUACAGCAGAACUGACUCCCCGUGUCCACAUCGCUCCUCGGUCGACAAGACAAUUUGUACCUGCUAGAAGGAGGCUCCCGGCGGUGUCCUGCUCAGGACCACCAUCGUCCUCCCGCCACGCGGUGGGCACACGUAGUUUUAGAAGGUGGGAUCCAAAAGACCUGUUUUCUUUUACACUCCAAGCACCUGGGACUUCAGGCACAAGGACACGUUUUGGAACCGCACCAACGCCCGUGCCUCCGGCCGACCAGAAGCCAACCCUGCAGCUUGGAAGGAUGUGGGACUUUGAAGGGCAGAAGGGAGCCUGGGGAGGUUUGGGGCUGCAGAUGUAUUUAGAAUAACCUUUGUGGACCCAAAUGUUAGAUUCCCAUCCCUGGAUAAUUUCCAAGUCUUAGGUGAGCUGAAUCACAUAUUUAUUGAGAAAUGGACCCUCCUCUCCCCUUAGUAAUUUAUUUUUCUGAAAA
Messenger RNA from Prinia subflava (tawny-flanked prinia), 2656 nucleotides. RefSeq names its product nucleolar protein 4 like (gene NOL4L). The transcript is spliced from 11 exons. NCBI's taxonomy places the organism in Eukaryota, Metazoa, Chordata, Aves, Passeriformes, Cisticolidae. The record is from RefSeq and is a predicted model, not a curated record. The coding region runs from base 204 to 2207 and encodes 667 amino acids.